AUGGCCCAGGCGUCUCGCUCCGGUGGUCUUCUGUCUCCGCUCGCUACCGUGCCGUCGUUGCGGGCGCAGCCCGGGGGCGCUGUGGAGGAGCAGUGGCAGAGCGAGCGGGCGGGCGCUCUCCGCCGGGACGUUCGUGGCAGGCCGGGGCUGCCGGCUGCCGGGAGCAUCCCCUGCCUGGACCCACGGCCCGGCGGAGCUCCAGGAGGGCAGCCAUGCUGGGUGGCGCCGGCAGACGCAGGAGAGCACCGCGAGGCCGGCGCUGCGGCCUGGGGGCGGGAGCCGGCAGCUGGCGGCCCGAUCCCGCCUGCGCUGCAGCGUCUCCGGGCGGUGUUCCUGCGGCUGCACCGGGAGCGAGAGCAGCUCCUCCAAGCCCGGGACUGCGCCCGCCGCCUCCAGGCAGCCGUGCGCCUCCUGAGGAUCCUGAGUCCCGGCGUGCCACCCGCCAGCCCCAGCCCCGGCCCCUUGCCUCAGCUGUGCCGCGACCUGCUGCCGCACCCUUCCAGAGGGGCAGUCCUGCGAAGCGGCCUUGAGGAGACCCUCGAGCCGCUCCUCCUGGCGCGCCCCAUCGGACUAGCAGCCCAACGCCUGGAGGCUACAAUCGAGAUGCAGCUUCGGGCUCUGGGCCGGGCGCCCGCGAGCCCGGGCCUGUCGUCCCAACUCGCCGACCUGCUGCUGGCGCUUCCCGCCUACCACCAGCUGCAGGGAAAAGCCUUGAGCCACGUCCCAGGGGCCGCGCGCCCUUUUCCCCCGGCCCGUGUGCUCCGCCUCCUGACAGGGGAGCGGGGUUGCCUGGUAGCAGGUUGGCUGAAUGAGGCGCUCGGGGUAUCCGGCUUUCGGGACCAGCUCCGCAGGCGGUGCCACGAGGAGCGCGAGCUGCUGCCAGGGCUACUGGGCCUGAUGGAGGGCGUGGCGUGUCCAGUCAGCCCUGGACUAGGGCUUGGCGGGGCUGGAGCCCUGUGGAGCCAGUACUGGACCCUGCUGUGGGCAGCCUGUGCGCAAAGUCUGGACCUAAAUCUAGGACCCUGGAAGGACCCCAGGGAAGCGGCACAACAGCUGAAAAAUGCACUGGGUCAGGCAUCACUGCCUCAGGAGUGUGAGAAGGAGCUGGCGUCUUUGUGUCACAACCUAAUUCAUCAGUCUCUUCUCUGGAGCUGGGACCAAGGCUUCUGUCAGGCCUUGGGAUCUGCUGGUAGAGAUCAGAGCAGCCUUCCCUCAUCCUCUAGUACCACUGAACUUCUGCAAAAGCUCUUCCCUCCUCUCUUAGAUGCCCUUCGAGAACUCAGAUCAGGGAUGCUCCUCUGGCAGCCUCCAGGUCCUGCACCUCUUGCCUUGGGGCUCUGUACCCUGCAGACCACCUUGCUCUGGUUUUGGAGCAGAACUCAGAAGCACCUGGCAGCAUGGGCCCCAGGUUCCUUCCUGCUCCUGACCCUGAAGGACCUACCUCCUCUAUUGCGUGAGGCAGAAGCUCUGUCUAGCCUGGCUUCAGAGGAAAGCUUGGCCCUGGAGGUGGAGCAGCAGUUGGGCCUGGAGAUCCGGAAGCUGACUGCACAGGUCCAGCUCCUACCAGAAGAGUCACUAGGUCUCUUUUUUCAAGAAUGUCAUAAACAAGCCACACAGGACUUCGAACUCUAUAUGCCACGGGGUCGGUACUGGCGGCAUCGUCUCUGUCCUGAACUUCCCAGCAUUCCUAGUGAGUAUGCUGGGUUGGUGGUCCGCAGGAUACUGGAGCCUGUGUUGCAAGGAUUGCAAGGACUGCCACCCCAAGCCCAGGCCCCUGCCCUCAGCCAGGCGCUGACUGCCAUCCUGGGUGCCUGGCUCAACCACAUCCUCACCCAUGGGAUCCGGUUCAGCCUGCAGGGGGCGCUGCAGCUCAGACAAGACUUUGCAGUGGUCCGGGAGUUGCUGGAGGAGGAGCAGUGGGGCCUGUCCCCAGAACUUCGCCAGACUCUGCUCAUGCUCAGCAUCUUCCAGCAGCUGGACGGGGCACUGCUGUGUCUAUUGCAGCAGCCCUUGCCCAAGACUCAAGUCCACAGGAGGCCUUCCUGUUGCUGUGCAUGUAAUGACAUCCUGAACACGGACCUGCCCAGCAGCAGCCUCAACAGCCUGGAGAGCUUGGAGCCUCCUCUUCAGCCUGGAGCACCCCGAGCCCAGACAGCUCAGCUGCUAAGCACACUAUGGGGAGGAGGACCUAGCCCUGAGGCUUACCUGGUAGGAAAUCAGCAGGCCUGGCUUGCCCUGAGGCAGCACCAGCACCCGCGCUGGCACUUACCUUUUCUUUCCUGCCUGGGAACCAGUUCUGAAUCCUAAGGAGCCUGGUCAGAAGCCAGAGAGCAUAAGCUCCCCAUCUCUAUCUGAAAAAGCCCAGACAUUCAGAAAUGCAUAUAUAUAUUUUUAAAAAGCCUAAUUGGGAGCUUGGAAGAAAGCAUACCUGAGAACCAUAAGCUACACAGAGCCUGGACUUAAAAAGCUAAGAAUCCAACAUCACUCCAGUGCCUGGAAUCCAGAAUAAAAGGCAUAACCACAGCUUGGAACCUGGAGGUCAGCAUCCUUGGAAGGCUUGGGCUCAGUUCCCAUCAGUGGAGACGUCUUGGGGCUAGACACGGGUAGUAAGGGGCCAGACGCUGGGCGUAAGGCUGUAGGGUUGGAUCCCAGGGGAAAGGGGAAAAGAAAAAACAGAAGGCAGGGAGCCUAGAUGCCACUUUCUCUUAGGUCCCAGGAGCCAGGCUAAACACAAAAAGGUCAGGAACUAUUACAAAGUUAAUUCAUCAGGAACCACGACAGUGGAAAAGUAAUUUCUACUCCUGGAUCAGCCCCACCGUCUGUAUACUCUGUGCUCCCCUCCCCAUUACUAUUUUCAGUCAUUUAAGAAUAUUGAGCUGUAGGACCUUCA
Molecule: messenger RNA, 2890 nt
Organism: Camelus dromedarius (Arabian camel)
Lineage: Eukaryota; Metazoa; Chordata; Mammalia; Artiodactyla; Camelidae
Gene: CCDC142
Product: coiled-coil domain containing 142
Exons: 9
Coding region: 1-2307 (768 amino acids)
Source: RefSeq, a predicted model, not a curated record